AUGGCUCCGUCUGGCAGGGAUGAGAAUAUCCGGUUGCUGAUCGCCGACGUUGUCCAGGCCUCAAAGCUCCCCCCCAAGUCUCGUACCAUAAACAUCAAGCCUGUUGUAGCCGAACUUAUAUCGGCGGCAUACGAGCAUGGCCUGCUUCCUGAUGCGCUCAGCGACUUGAUCGAUCUCGUAACGACCCCUAACCAUCUAGACCAAGCCAGUCUAGCCGCAAUUGUGAGAAAUCUCUAUCCAGCAACUCGGGUCUCGCGUGAUGUUGGCCUGCGUGUGGUGGGAAGCUUCGGCCAUGGUCGUCUGAAACCCUCUCUGAAUAUUCAGGCUGCGCUCUUGCGGUGGCUCAUCCUCGUUUAUCACGUCCUUGAGUCACCUGGAUCCCUCUCCCAAGCUUACCAGGUGUUGUUUUGUCUUCUUGAUACCGCGGCAACGAGGCCACAGCUUAGCCACUUGUUAGCACUGGUUACAAGGAGAAAACAUGUCAAGCCGUUUCGGAUACAGAACCUCCUUAACCUUUCGAGACAAACGGGCAAUGACCCGUCCUUGAUAGGACUUUUGCGUGUCUUCAAAGACUAUUAUCCGGAAAUUAUCGUCGCAGAAGCUGUUCGUGGCAAAGCCUCGGCCUUCAAGCACCCGGAUCCUAUAUGGCGGGCAAGACUCGAUGAGAUUCAGGAAGCCCAUGCCCAAUCUAUGCAGGACCUUACGGCCCCUUCACAGUACGACGGUUUCCGUGUAAAUCGACCAAUUAACUCCGGGCAGAGACGCAAGGCGAUACCCUUUGUGCAAACAUAUCACGCCUCGGAGGUGACUUUAUGCUCCCCCUACGUAUUGGCUUUGCAGCGACUGACUCUAGUACAGAAAUCAAUCACCCUAGAGGAGGUGGAAAAUGCAACCAAACUUGCCCAGAACCUCGAAAAGAUCCAGCUGCCGAAUCAGAUGGUGGCCGUCCUCGCUGAUCCGUUGCUUCAAAAGCUUCUUUUAUUGUCUCCAAAUGGUGAUGCGUUUCAGCGUAUCACGAACUGGUUGCAAGCAGUUCUUGACGAUGUGAUUUGUGGCGGCACCGAUGAAGACACGUUCUGGGACAUUAUUGAUGUUCUUCGGGAGUUUGUUCUACAUACAAAGACCGUUCCACCCGUAUUGUUAAGUUUCUUUGCUCGCUUUUUCGAAAUAUGGGAUGGAGCAGGGCGCAGAGAUCUGCUUCUUGAAAUAGUGGCCUACACGCCACUCCACGAAUACGACAAAUUAUUCUCGCACAUCUUCCAACCCCUAGAGACCGCAUUCCUGAGACAGGACCCCUCAUCACACGCUAAACUACUUACCCUUUACACGAGACUACUCCGUCACUGGUCCGCUCUGCUCUGCUCAAUCCAGGUUAUUCCAGACCACGCCAGCUCGACAGUUUCCGCCCUCGUACAGCAUGUCGGCGUGAUUGCCCAGACGCUUGUACAGUCCUCGCCCAGCGUGUCCUCAUUCUCCACCAUCCUCGACUUCUACGAACAGUUUGUCCGCCUAGUAUCAGACGAAAGACUCCGGAACCACAUCAGGAUCGAGCUGCCGCCUCCUAGCCUCAUCUACAUGACAUUCUUCAGCAACUCACUCGUGGCCACAUCCCGACUGUGCCACGUUCUGGCAUUCUUUAAGAAAGGAUUCGAGAUGGCCAUGUCCAGCCGUUCUCAGCAAACAGGAUCUCAGAACGACCCCUUGUCGUACAGACGGGCCUACGUGAACAAGUACAAUGGCUUCCUGAUGGACUUCUGCAACUGUCUUUGGCGCUCGCGCGCGUUCAGCGACUCCGAUGCGAACGCCGUCGGCUGUCUGAUCCCUCGCCCGGUCGUUGCCGUCCUCGCCGAGUACGUUCCCAUGGUUGACGGCAGCUCGUCGCUCGCCCCCCUAUUUGGGCUGUCGUACUCCCCGGUCUUAUGCUACCAGAGCAUAGAGAGUGUACGUGAUCUAGAAGAUGACGAGAUGGCCCAGGGCAAGCCGAUAAGCACUCGGCAUGCCGGGCCCGUCACGCAGGCGAGCUUGGCAAGACUCGCGAGUUCCGGGGGGAUGGAGCUGAGCUGGCAGGAGUAUCGGAUCAAGGUUCUGCAUGGGCUUACGGAUAAGGGGUUCCCAGGGAUAGCAGAGCUGCUCAAGUCCACCAUGAUGGUGCUGAAGAAUACUAUGGAAGGUCAACCGGGUACCGCAAGCCAAGGCUCGUCUCAAUAA
This is a messenger RNA of Clonostachys solani, 2208 nucleotides long. NCBI's taxonomy places the organism in Eukaryota, Fungi, Ascomycota, Sordariomycetes, Hypocreales, Bionectriaceae. The record is from the annotation of a GenBank genome assembly.